Molecule: messenger RNA, 978 nt
Organism: Rotaria socialis
Lineage: Eukaryota; Metazoa; Rotifera; Eurotatoria; Philodinida; Philodinidae
Source: the annotation of a GenBank genome assembly
AUGCCUCGUGCUCAGAGAUCAUGGGCACCCUUCAUUGUGGACGAACCAUAUCCUACGAAGAACUUCACCAGGCUCAUUCAUGUGCAUCAGCUAUGGAAGGAAGCAUAUCUGGACUACAACUUCGGUCACGCCAUUUGGGAAGAGUUUGCUGCUGUUUUUUAUGUAAUGGAAAGGAUGAAUGAAGUUGAUGAGGAGUCAGUUAUCCUGCAUGCUGAUCAUAUCCCUACCCAUCAUGCAUUCGUACGACUCGAGAAGUUCAUUCGUCCUGUGUUGACACCGAACCCGAUUGUGGAGUUUCGCUCUUACAUUCGAUCGUUUAAAACACAGCACGUGUGUUUUGAUAGGUUUCUAGUCGGUGGUCAUCUAUAUUUGUUCGACCAAGCAGGAAGAGAAUAUCAUGAAGUGGAGCCACUUCUCUACAAAUGGCGUAACAAAAUAAUGAGCUAUUAUGGAAUUAACCCUCACCAUAUUCCGAAUAAACAUCAAUUCACUAUCGUCAACAAAACGUCAUCACACGUUCUUCCCGAAGGAAGACGAAAAAUAGCCAACUUAAAAGAAGUCGUAGACUUUGUACGAAUAACUUAUCCAAGAAUACCUAUCGAAGUAGUCCAAUGGCAACACAUUGGAAUUAUUCAGCAACUAGAAAAACUUACAGCCACAACGAUUUUAAUUACACCGGCUGGUGCUGUUGCAACAAAGGUUCCGUUUCUUCCACAUGGAGCUCACGCUAUUAUCGCAGACAAUUGUAUCGAUAGGGACUACUACGGUUUGAAAAAAGGACAAAGUGGAUCACUGGAACGUCAAUUUCUUCAACAUUGGUCUCAUGUGAGAAAACUUUACUACCAAGUGAAUGGACUUGACGAUCAAGUUUGGGACUACUCAGGAGCGUCAGAUUCACAAAAUUCUGCAUCUACGAUAUUUAAUUUAACGACCUUACGUAUGUUGAUUGACACCGCGCUAGAGAGUAUGCAGGCUUAA